CAAGGAUGUAUGUGUGGGUCCAGCAGCCCACAGCACUUCUGCUCCUGGGACUCACACUUGGGGUUUCAUUCAGGCUCAACUGUGUUGAAGAUACGUACCCCAGUGGUCACAGGUGCUGUCAUGAGUGCCAGCCAGGCAACGGUAUGGUGAGCCGCUGUGAUGCCAACAGGGACACCGUAUGCCACCCGUGUGAACCUGGCUUCUACAACGAGGCAGUCAAUUAUGAAAGCUGCAAGCAGUGUACACAGUGCAACCAACGAAGUGGGAGUGAACUCAAGCAGAAUUGCACACCGACUCAGGAUACUGUCUGCCAGUGCAAGCCAGGCACCCAGCCCCGGCAAGACAGCAGCCACAAACUUGGAGUUGACUGUGUCCCCUGUCCUCCUGGCCACUUUUCUCCAGGCAACAACCAGGCCUGCAAGCCCUGGACUAACUGCACCCUAUCUGGGAAGCAGACCCGGCACCCAGCCAGUCCCAGCUUGGACGCAGUCUGUGAGGACAGAAGCCUCCCAGCCACAGUGCUCUGGGAGACCCAGGGCUCUACAGUCACACCAACCACUGUCCAGUCCACCACAGUCUGGCCCAGGACUUCUCAGUUGUUCUCUACAUCCACCCAGGUGGCUCCUAGGGGCCCAGUAUUUACUGGUUUCCUAGGCCUAGGCCUGGGCCUGCUGGCUCCCUUGACUGUUCUGCUGGCCUUGUAUCUUCUCCGAAGGGCUUGGAGGUUGCCUGAUGCUCCCAAACCCUACUGGGGAAACAGCUUCAGGAUCCCCAUCCAGGAGGAACAAGCUGACACACACUUUACUCUGGCCAAGAUCUGAACAGCACCUCAGGAAUGGGUUUGAUGGAGCAUGGACAGCCUAUAUCCUGGUGCCUGCCAGUACCCUCCACACCGUUCUAGGUGCCGGGCUGGCUUUGGGCUCUCCUAUGUAUGCUAUGCAUACUGCCUGCCUGGUGGUACCACCAAUAAACGUGCUAGCAACUGUGAGUCUGUGACUGGCACUAGGGGGCUGAGGUUGCAUCCUCUUCUGGUGGGGGAAGAGUCUUAGGCCAAGGUGAAGGUCUGCUCAGAGACUCACACUUAGUCAUGUGUUCUCCAGU
Molecule: messenger RNA, 1101 nt
Organism: Microtus oregoni (creeping vole)
Lineage: Eukaryota; Metazoa; Chordata; Mammalia; Rodentia; Cricetidae
Product: tumor necrosis factor receptor superfamily member 4-like
Exons: 7
Coding region: 6-821 (271 amino acids)
Biological process (GO): inflammatory response
Molecular function (GO): protein binding; tumor necrosis factor receptor activity
Source: RefSeq, a predicted model, not a curated record